GUGUGAUGGGAGGAGGGGAGAAAGGACGGCAGAUGACUACAACUUACCAAGUGUGCAAGAUUUCCUCCUUGCAUUAGAGCCAUUGUCUUAUUAAAAGGAUCUGGCUGUGAUAAUUCUUGAGUCAGUUUUGACUGCGUUGCAUACGUGCAGGUAUAUGGAGUAGACGCCAGCAUAUUGGGGGGAUCAGUUCCUGCAUCCAUCCAUCCAUCUAUCCAUCCAUCACCAACACAAGCGACAGGAGACGCGCAGCCAUCCUAUCAUCAUCUUAUCAUGUGGAUUAUUUUGGCGCUGAUUUUGGCAGCGGCCGGUCCUGAUGGGGGCCAGGGAUGCCAGCUGCCCCACGACUGGAGACCACAGACAGAAGCGUGCCGUGCCGAGCUGGCCGAGAUAAUUGUCUUCGCCAAGGUGCUGGCACUGCACAAGGAGUCUUACAGUGUGUAUAACUACCUGCCUUGGCAGCACGACACGGACCUGCUGUUUUCCGCCGAGAUCGAGCUGCUGUGUGACCAGGCGUGGGGCAGCAUGCUGGAGGUCCCCGCGGGGUCCCGGUUUAACGUCACCGGCCUGGGGUAUUUCCCCUGUUUCUCCUACAGUGUCGUCGAGAACAACUCCUACUAUUUCUUUCUCAGGAUGGAUGAGAACUACAGUAUUAUCCCUCAUGGAGUGAACUUCCAGGAUCCCAUCUUCCCUGACACUCCAGAGAACCACCGCAUGUUUGCCAGCCUUUUCCAGUUUUCCAACUGCACGCCUGGGACUCAGGUCCACAGCUUUUCCCCGGAGUGGGAGGCUCUGGAGGACAGCCGGUUGUUAUGUUCCACAGUGCAGAAGGCUCUGUUUGAGGAGGAGGAGCGGGUGAGGACUCUGUCUCAGAAGGUGCGUUCCCUGGAGAAAGCCAACGGCCACCUGAGGGACAGGGUGAAGAGCAUGAAGCGUCUGCUUCGCCAGGCUAAACGAGAAACAACAAAGGAGCAACAAACCCUCAGCCUGAAACAGAUCUAUGAUUCAGACACCCCCGGAGCCCACCCAGACCAGGACACUACUGAGGAUCAGAAGAGCCCUCAGCUCAAAAAGGUCGUCUCCAAGAAGCUAAAAAACUAAAAUUGUCCACUCUUUAAUUUAUACCAACUCAACCCUUCCCUGUCCAAAGUCCAUGACAUAGCAGCAGCGGGGAGUAAGAUGUUGGACCUUGAAUGUGUGCAGGUAUUACAUUAUCCGUUCCCUCAGUCUGAUUAAUAUGCUCAUUGUAAAAAUGUGUGUUGCGUUUAUUUUGAAGCGACAUACAUUCAUAUAUUCUGUAUGGCUCUGAAAAGGAAGCAACUUCACCCAUGCAACUGCACUGUCUCAAUUUGUUGCUGUGAGAAUAUUGACUUGCACCAGUGAAGCUGCCAACCACAAAAAAACCCUUUCUACUUACUUAUUUUUAUCCCUUAGAACAAUGCAUGGCUUUCACUUGAGCCAUUUUGUGUCCCCAGUUGAAGUAAACCAAAAAUUUUACUUGUAGUGAUGCAAAAUGUCAGAUAUUUGCCUUGCUGUCCAAUGAAAUAUGACACAUCGGGGUAAGUGAUCUCAAUCUAAAGCUUGUUGAUCAUAUCUGGGUCACUUGUCCUCUUUUCACUCCAUCAUUCAACUAUGCAGUCCUUUCACACUAUUGAUAUUACCCUCCUAACCCUCAUCUUUUACUUCUGUUCCUCGAUCAAAUUCAGUGGAGUCUGCAAUGCAUCAUGAAUGAGGGAGCUAAAAGUCAGAGCUCACAUUUGGCAGAUGGAGCCAUGCACUAUUGGAAAAAGAUGUGAAAAACGUUAUUCGAUAUUUGAUAUCACCCUUUGGCAAAUCAUUGUUUUUUUUCUGUGCUGGACACAUUGUUUAUGUGCAAGUUAGCUACAUUUCAAAAUCAAUCGCCGUGUCUUGAAUGUCAGCAGUUGGACAUGGGGAUGUGAACAUAUUGGCUUCCAAUCAGUCAGAAAUAAUGUGCUGAAUUUAUUGUCUACAACUUAGCUUGAAUUCUGCUCUUAUGAAUUAUAUUUCUAUCAGUAACGGGAUUAGUGCUGUGCAAAGUACAGUCACAUACUUCUAUAUUAGUUUUGGUGAAGUUUUCUGCUAAUAGUGUACCAAAGAGCCUGUGCACUGUGUCCUGAUGCUGAUACAAGCAUCUGCUGUUACUGAAUGUUAUUUUGGUCAAUCAAAAAAAGAAAAAAGAAAAAAAAAUCUCUGUUUGAGUGCCUGUAUGACCAAUAUACACUCAUACCAGUCAUCAUUUAGAAGAGCUGAGACAGGUUCAAAGUGCUGUAACUGAAUAAUGAACCAGCUGCAUAUGUAUCAUGAUGUGCAAAUGUGUGAUGUGGUGUGGUGUUUACAUGCCGUUUAUUAUCUGCAAACAGUUAAGUCAGAAAAAUGAAAUCGUUACUAUAAGAACCAAAUUUUUGUACUCAUCAAAUAGAAAAAUGGCACAGAUUUGCAAUUGAUAUUUGUAAGGUUCGGUGUAAAAAUAGGCACUGUUUAUAAACAAUAACUGUUUGCAUAAACACUAACAACAUGUUCAAGAUGCACAAGUCAUGAAAACUUAAUUUGACAGACUUAGUCACACUGCAGUUUGUAAACAGCCCUCCGGAGGUAACCUUAAUAUAGUAGAAUUGAAUGAUUGAAUCCUAAUUUGUUUUUUUCUUUCAUGCAAUAUUUUUUGGAGCAGAAACAACAAGAGCCAGGCAAAGCAUUUGUUCGGUAGGGAACUGCAACAUGAUUAAAAUUCAUGCAAUUCAUGAUUUAGGCACAAACUCUUUUCGGGUUUAUAAUGAAUUGACAUGCAUCCAUUUCCCCUAUGCUACCACUUCGUAAACAUCACCUAAAAUGCUGUCCUUCAAGAUGAUUGACGCAUACUUGAAUAUCCAAACCAAAGAUUACAGCACUUAAUUACUUCAAAUUCUGUAGGUCUGCCAGUUUAGGAUGUGGGACCCUAUGCCACUUGUUGUUCAGGGCCCAAAAUUCUCCAAUACCUUAUUCAGUGAAGCAAUUAUGUUGUUUGUAGAAGUGCAGCUGUUUUUCAUUUACUUGUUUAAUCUCUUUAUACCCAGGAAACUCUAUCCCCAAAGCAUAGUGAUUCCUUAAACCUCGGGAACCUUAUCCCAAAAGUGUAGUGGUAUUUGUACAUGUCGUGCUUUUUGCAAGUAGUUUCAUAUGAAAAAAAGUAUAGUUUUUCUUUUUGAAAAUAGGGUGCUGAGCGCUCAAUAAGUAUAACUGUGUGCCAGUGAGGCUGGUGUGGUGCAGGAAUGGGUCAUUUCUGUGUCAGAAAUGAAAGUUUGCUUUUAUUAUAAAUUCUGUGUUUGGCUUUUCAUUAUUAUUUGGCUUUCUUCAAACAAUAAACUUCUGGU
Messenger RNA from Myripristis murdjan (pinecone soldierfish), 3365 nucleotides. RefSeq names its product coiled-coil domain containing 3b (gene ccdc3b). Bases 271 to 1098 code for a protein of 275 amino acids. Lineage: Eukaryota; Metazoa; Chordata; Actinopteri; Holocentriformes; Holocentridae. The record is from RefSeq and is a predicted model, not a curated record. The transcript has 3 exons.